CUGGCAAUGAAGAUAUCCUUUUUGAAUUGAAAAAUUCUACGAAUACGAUGCCACCGUACAUACAUAGUUUGUCUCAGCACAUAAAGGAAAUUGGAGAUGUAAAUAAUUACCAAGUUUUUGCGUCGAUAAUGAGCAAAAGUAAUAAAAAUUUGUUUUCUGCUCAUAUAGACUACGUGAACAAAGAUAAAAAUACCCCAGUAAUUGUUGUUCACAAUAUCAAAAGGGAAAUUUCUAGUUUUACAACAACUUGUUUGAUUAAGCUCGGAUGGAUUAUUGUUGGACCGUUAACAAACUUCGACUUUAACGUCCAAUUUCCAUUGGCUUUUAAAAGUAUGAAACAAAGUGUAAAACAUAUAUCAGAAGAAAAUCAUAGCACCGUAAAAAUUACUAAUUACAAAACUUGUAUUUUGGGCAUUUGCGCGUUAGAAGCGGAUUCUCAAUCAAGUUCUAUUGGUAAUAUUGAUUUCACGAGGAAAGAAAAUUUUCCGUUAAGUUCUGUAAGCACCACAGAAUCAAUAGGGAUCAUCCAAUAUGACCUAAAAUAUGAUCCAAAAAAAAUGGACAUUGUUAUUGGUACACAUUUCUCAACUUAUAAAGAAUCAGCAUGUUUGUUUGUUUAUAACCUUAUAGACAAGCCUGUUGACGAAACGGUGUUGCGAAACUUAUCGCUAUACACAUGUGUUGUUGAUGUUGAUACUGAUGAGAGGUUUAAUUUUGGCCAAAAGCGUGUUAAGUGGGAACAUUCUGAGCAGGAAGAAAUAUCUUUCACUGAAAUCGAACCAAGUAUACUAUCUAAUGAUGAUUUGAUAUUAAUAAGUCAACUUUUUAAUGAUUGUCCGAAUUGUAAACGCGGGUUUGUUAAUGUCAAUUCCAAUACUGGUCAAGUUAUUUACAAAUCAUUGAAUUCUGAACUCUUGGAUUCGGUCGAAAAUAUUGCAUAUCUUUUAAUUCCUCAAGAGUCACAUGAUAAAUCUACCGAAUGUGGAAACAAAGAUAGAGCAUCAUUUUCUUCCUUUCCCUCAACAAUAAAUGCUUCUUUUACUUCAACAAUGGAUUCUUCUUUUUCCCAGAUAAUGGACGACGAAAUUGGGAUCACAAUAAUCAAGUCAGAUUCAGAAAAUAAUAGGACAGAGUUUUAUACGUUUUUUCCUCGAAAGGAAACUCUCAAUUUUAUUCGAACUAAACUUGAAGAAUAUGAUGAAUUUUAUAUGGGAACUAAUUGUCAUUUUAUAAAAAAUAAGGCUCCAAUUUCACGAAAAGAUGAGUCAAAAUUGAAUUUUAUGCAAAUAAUCGAGACACAUGAUAAUGGUAACAAUUUUUUAUAUAUUAAAGAAAAGGCAGAAUUCGAUAAGUUACGGUUAAAAAAUGAGAAAGGUUUCAAAUUUGAUAUAAAUGGCUCUAUUGAAAGUGCAAGCGAUAAAGCUUUUAAAAUCGAUAUCAACAAAAUUGAAUUUUCGGAUCCAGGAUUUGUUCGUGAAGAAAAAGAACACAAAUGCAAUCAUGCACCUAACGCUAAUUGUAAACGAAACCUUAUAAUUGAUGAAAAGUUUUCAGUUGCUUUAGAAUGGGUUUGUAAUUCGCUUAAAUUAUCUUGGAAAAACUCUAAACAUUCUAACAUACAUUUAUGUGAAUGGCGACCCAAAAAAGAGAUUAUAAUUUCAGACAUUAGUGCAACAAAUGAAUUUAUCAGAGAUGUUAAAGCUGCAUUAAAUAAUAAUGAAGAUAUAAUAAAGCAUCUUAGUUACGUAUCGGAAAAGUAUGGUCAUUUUUAUGCGCAUCAUCUUGUUUUGGGAGGGGCUAGAGUUAAAAAUAAAUCACAUGUCGUAAAUUCAGGUGAAUAUGGACUCAAACUCAGCUCUAUGUUUAGAUUCGGAUUUGGUACUAACGCCAACGUUGAGAAUGCGCAGAGUUUCCAUGGCGACAAUUAUACCUCUAUUAUCGGUGGAAACAAAGCUAAAUAUUUUCAAGAUGGCAUGAAAUCUUGGGACGAAUCUCUCAAAGAUGCGUCUACAUGGAAAAUAAUUGGAUAUGACAAAAUUUAUUCAUUGUUUGAUUUGUUGAAUGAAGAUUUACAAAAAGAAGUUUUGAAUGCUUUUAGGCCAUCGACUGGUACUGAAGAUAUCCCUUUUAAAUUGAAAAAUUCCAUGAAUGCAAUAUCACCACCGUACAUACACAAUUUGUCUCCGCACAUAAAGGAGAUUGGAAAUGUAAAUAAUUACCAAGUUUUUGCGUCAAUAAUGAGCAAAAGUAAUAAAAAUUUGUUUUCUGCUCAUAUAGACUAUGUGAACAAAGAUAAAAAUACCCCAGUAAUUGUUGUUCAUAAUAUUAAAAGGGAAAACUCCAAUUCUACAAUUUGUUUAGUUAAGCUCGGAUGGAUUAUUGUUGGACCGUUAACAAACUUUGACUUUAACAUCCAAUUUCCAUUAGUAUUUAAAAGUAUGAAGCAAAGUGUGAAACAUAUGGCAUCCAUAAAAGAAAAUCAUAGCACUGUAAAAAUUAAUAAUUACAAAACUUGUAUUUUGGGUAUUUGCGCGUUAGAAGCAGAUUCUCAAUCAAAUUCUACGGGUAAUAAUGACUUUACGAGAAAAGAAAAUUAUCGGUUAAGCUCUGCAAGCAGUGUAGAUAUUACAGAAUCAACAGAGACCGUCCCAUAUGACCUAGAAUAUGAUCCAAAAAAAAUAGAAAUUGUUCUUGGUACACAUUUCUCAACUUAUAAAGAAUCAGCAUGUUUGUUUGUUUAUAAUCUUAAAGAUAUAGACAAGCCUAUUGACGAACCGGUUUUGCAAAACAUAGCGCUAUACACAUGGUGA
Molecule: messenger RNA, 2810 nt
Organism: Dentiscutata heterogama
Lineage: Eukaryota; Fungi; Glomeromycota; Glomeromycetes; Diversisporales; Gigasporaceae
Source: the annotation of a GenBank genome assembly